Messenger RNA from Liolophura sinensis, 5418 nucleotides. Its product is annotated as zinc finger protein 628-like. Gene Ontology annotation, molecular function: RNA polymerase II transcription regulatory region sequence-specific DNA binding; DNA-binding transcription factor activity, RNA polymerase II-specific. Bases 228 to 1580 code for a protein of 450 amino acids. Lineage: Eukaryota; Metazoa; Mollusca; Polyplacophora; Chitonida; Chitonidae. The record is from RefSeq and is a predicted model, not a curated record. Gene Ontology annotation, cellular component: nucleus. The transcript is spliced from 2 exons. Gene Ontology annotation, biological process: regulation of transcription by RNA polymerase II.
UGUGGACUGUGAGGACAGCAUUGUGUGGACUGUGAGGACAGCAUUGUGUGGACUGUGAGGACAGCAUUAUGUUGACUCUGAGGGCAGCAUUGUGUGGACUCUGAGGACAGCAUCAAUUGGGAGUUGAGCGGUUCCACCGUGGCCCAUAAAGACAUUCUGUCAGGCUGUUACAGUGUAUAUGAGAAUGCUCAUUAAACAUUGAAGGAAAACAGGCACAAAAAAGCGAGAUGAGUUCUGAGUACCGGCCUCCACCUGCCUCCUCCUCCAUACGCCCCCACAGGUGCGAGGUUUGCCAGCGCUCCUUCAGAGAAAUUGCCACACUGCGUAAACAUGAGCAGCUGCACCGCGCAGACCGUCCUUACAUCUGCACCACCUGUGGAAAAUCCUUCCUCUGGUCCUCCAACCUCAAGGUUCACGAGCGCGUACACACUGGAGAGCGGCCGUAUAAAUGCAAGAUCUGCCACAGAUGCUUCACCCAGUCCAACGACUUGCGGCGACAUGAACGCAACGUGCACAUGCGCUCCCUGUCCAAAAUCUACAAGCAGCCAGCGGCUCGCACUCAGAGCACUGGCCAGGUGAGUCUGACCCCGUAUCAGCAGGCGUUAAUGACGAUGCGACAGACAGCUCUGCUACACACCAUGGUCUACGACCCUAUGAUGGCGUACGGCGUCAACGUCACGUCAUCUUGCCUACCUCAGACACCGUCUUCUGUUGUCACUAGCCCGACGACAACUGUGGCUGAUAUCACUCCUCCUGCACCUAAGAGCUCCAUGACUCCAGACAUCUUGAAGACUGAGCAGAUCACACCACCAUCCACCCCAGCCCUGCGGAGCCCCAGUCAUCUCUCAGAGUCUGUGGAGUCUGUUGGCAGAAGCCUCGUGCCCCUCCCAAUGCCGUCAGUGAUCCAGAACCCGAUAUCUCGCACGCCCACCUCGGCUGCUCAGACAAACAGUCUUCCUGCGAUCGCCACAAUGUUAACCCCUUCCCCGCUGAACAGCUCAGGACAGCAGAGUCGCACCCCUACGUCCCCACCCCUCCUUUCUCCUCAGACCUACCUACCUCCCGCACACAGGAGCAGUCAAAGGCCGUUUUUUGAUGACUGCAAUGCUGCUGAAAAUGGAGUCGACUUGCGAGUGCAGAAGGUCAUCUCCAUGGAGAACACCACACCUGAUGGAACAAGUGGGAUGGAAUCAGAAAGUGAUGAGAAAUCGGAGGAAUCUGGCAAGGGAGAAAACUCUUCUCAUCCUUCAACCCCAAGCGACGUCCGCAGAAGGUCGCCCCAGAGUGACACAGAAGGGGAUGAGAAAAGGGACGUUACAACAACAACGGCAUCCCCAUCCCGGGACUAUGGCUUUUACCACUGCAACCAUUGCGACAUUUUCUUCAGGGAUUUCACCAUGUUUCAUCUUCAUCAAAGCCUUCACUCUCCCGACGCAGCUAACCCGUUCUACUGCCCCUCAUGCGAGAAGCACUGCCAGGAUAAAGUUGAGUUCACAUUCCACCUGGUGUGGCACGUACGUUAUCCUCACACCAUCCCAAACUACCAGCCCUAUCAACCCUACCUCAUGUGCCAAAGUUGAUCCCGCUGCUGACACCAGGCUGGAAUACCUCUCUCUACUGCUGAUUGGUUGCUUCCACUCACAAACAGUUUUGAUCGGCUGAAAUUCACGCUGAUUCAGCUGAAGAGAGAUAGUCUCUCUUUAGCCAAGGUCGCAGCUGCUAAAAUAAAAGAAAAUUUUCAUUGGUUAAGUUUGAAGCAAGCUAUUGCUGAUUGUUAAAGAGAAGAAUUUCUAUUGGCUGAGAUUCAGAUAAAAUACGGUGACAUAAAGAGACGAACAUUAUGAUUGGAAGACACUUAAUGGUUAUGUAAACAUGAGGUUAGCUGAAGGAAGACUCUUGAGAGAAGAGGAUUGGUUUGGCAAAUUGAGCUAAAAUUCUUGUGCCAUUUGCAGACUUUUUGUCAAUGCAUUUAUUCUGAUUUGUACUGUUUAAAACUGUUACUUAGCAACACUAGCAAAAAUGAAAAGUGCUACUUUGUUUUGAAAAUGAUGAAAGAUUGGUACAUGUAUGAUAUGCCCCAAGCUGAGAACAGCAACGUUGUGUAAAAAAAAAAAAAAAUAUGUGAAUGUUUUGAAAUUGCUGCCAUGCUUAAUUUGACGCUUUUACUGCCAUGAACAUGUGGAUGACUGCCACAUAUUCUGUUGUGUUAUCUUUUGUUUUGCAUUUAAUUUGUUUUCUCACUUUUUUGUUGUUGUUCUUUUUUGGCUCUUUGUACAUGAACAUGUAGCCUUUUAACAGGGUUUUUUAUUUUUAAAAGAUCUACUACAAGUUGAGUCAAACAUUCAUUAUGCACAUAUGUUAAUCACCUUAUCAUGCAGAUGUACAUUUACUUGUUUACAAAAUAAUCAUCACAGUGUGUGGGGGUCUUUUUUGCAUUUGUAGAAUGUACAUAUAGCAUUUUUCAUGUAGAGUAGUCUUGUAAUUUUAGUUAGUUUUUUGUCUGUUUACAGUUUUUGUAGAUUUCUCAUAAUAAUUGCCGACAGUUAGUAGUAUUGUUAUGUUUUUUUUUCUUUUAUACAUCCAUUUUGUGUCAGUAAUUUUCAUAGUACAAGUUCAUAGGUUUGAAAUAUCAUUGUUCUGGUAUCAGGUCAUUAACAGGUAUUUUGGGAUGAAAUCACUCACUCAGAGCAAAGCCUGUAUGGGAAUUAGAAGGUUUUGGGAGUUGAAUAUCACCUUAUUUUCAGUGAAAUUUGACUGAUAGUGCUCACCUUUUUUCAUGGCAUUGAAGAAUUUUGCCAAAUGCCUUGUACAUGUAAUUUGAAUGAAGGGCCUUUGAUGUAGAUUGUGUAAAGUAUCUCCAUGGUACUGUAACAGAUUUGUGAUGCUUCAGUACUGGGGUUACACUGUAAUGUUCAGUUUGUACCACUAAGGUCAAGGAUAUUGACUGAAAGGCUGUUGUCAGGUCAAGGUUACUGAUGAAAACUUUCCAGUGUCAAGGUUACACUUUUCCCUGUUAAAUGUAGGAUACUCAAGGUCAGGUCAAAAUGGGUGACAUGUCAGUGAUUUCCAUCCGGUUGUUCAAAUGCGAUUCCAGUUUUUCGCUGCAUUAUUGAGAGCCCCUCAGCUCGGUGAGUAAUAAAGUCAUGAAUGACAAUUUGUGACCUCAGUCAAGACGGUAUAUAUAUUUAUUUACCAUUUCAAUGUUGUUGCAUGUUCACGUUUUGGACCCUAGUAUGAUCUAACGCGUAAGUGAUUCCAGACACAAGUUCUGCUGAAACUGUCGUUUAAAAACCGGUGUUUUUAUAUGCUAAAGGUGUUCACAAAUUCAAAAAAAAAAAAUUAAUGUUAUUAUCAUCAAACCAGUGCUGUAAUAAAUUUAUAAUGUUUUAAUAUUGUUAAAUUCAAACCCAAGAUGCUUUGAUUAUGUAUGGUAAUUGUUAUCAAACUAAUGUUUCAGGAAUUUGUUUCAUUGUCUUAUUCCCCAGGGAGGGAAAAACAUUGUGAGAACAUGCUGUUAUAAUCAUUUUCUCAAAUCUUGACAUUAAUAAUGAGUGUAGAAUUCAUUUCUCUAAUUGGGCAGGUUUUUGCUAAUUUCACUGUCAUGUACAAGAUUUCAUUUUUUGAGGGAUUUGAUUUUUUCAAACAGUAAAUGGUUGAAAACAGUGUCCUAUGUGCUGUUUAUAGGAUAUCAAGCUAAUGUUUAAUCCGGUGAUUUUCCACUGCUCUACUUUAUGUCUGAACACCACAGCAUUUUAGAUUCUCAGUGUUGAAGAAAAAUGAGCUUUGAUAACUCUACAUGUUGUUUACACUGUACAUGUUCAUAGACUCUUUGUUUCAUCAUUACCUACAAAAUCAGGGAUUCUGAUUCAUCAAAAAAUGCUUGUUUUUUAUUAAUUUUUUUGUCCAUCUUGAUCAACAACAAGUUGUUACGCGUAGAAUUAUGUGCAAACUAGAAUGUGAAUGAUGGUCGAGAUUCAGUUAUGUAGAAACUCUUAUUCUAGACUCAUGGCAAGCAUUGGAUGGACAAACUAAAGAUGCUGCUUUAACCUUACAUAAUACUUUGUAAACAAUAAGAUGUAAGCAAUGUUCCCAUUGGCUGAUUAAGCAACAUUCUGAUGGGAUGAUGAUAGGCAGCUUUCAUGUGGGAUGAUUAAGCAACGUUUUGAUUGGAUAAUGAAGCAACAUUUUGAUUGGAUGAUUAAACAACAUCCUGAUUGGAUGAUUAAGCAUUGAAUUAAGUAAGGCUGGAUUCUCAGGCCUUAUGUUCAGAACAACAGCAAAGGAUUUCCUUAUUCUUUUACUCUUAGAAAUCCAUAACACACAUUUUAGUUUUUCUCUUCCAUUCAUAGUGAUUUACUUAGUAUGUGAAAAUCAUCUUAUUUAAUCAUUUUUUGUUGUAAACAUUAUUCUAUAACCAGUAUCAACUUUGCUGACAACCAUAAUCACAAAUUUUGUACAUUUUAAAAAUCCAAAGAGAAGAAAGUCCAGAAGACAUUGCCACAGUCUACUGCCGCCGCCAAUACCUCUAGUCUUACAUGUCAUCAUUUCUUUGUCAUCAUCAUACAGAGUUGUUCAUUCUUGUUUCACCACUGUACAGUUUUUGAAGAAUUUUUUGUUUUGACUGAACAAAGGUUGCAAAGAGUGUUUUACAAGUGCAUUUACAUUUUAGACAAGAGUUCUUGUAACUCGUGGUUAGUUACUGGUUUGAAUCACAACUCUACAAUUCAGCAAAUUUAGAAUUACGUUUGUUUGCAUUUUUAUUUCAUUUGCAACUUUCACAUUGACACUUAUUCAUUUUAGAAGUUACAAUUUGCAAUAGUUGCAUCGAAAAACUUUCGUGGCACAUAACGUAUCCCUACAGUUGCAUGUUUAAGUCAACUAUUGUUCUGUUAAAAUAUUUGGCAAUCAUUCCAUUUUACAUCAUUACUAAAAAUCACAAUUUGUUUAUCAAAACUCCAUUUUGAAAAGAUAAAUUUCAUCUUCUGCUCACUUUAAUUGAACAAAAGGAAUUUUUUCACAAGUGUUUUUUUUUGGGGUUUUUUUUUCAGAGCUACUGAUUAUUUGAGGAUAGCAUUGAUAAAGCGCUAUAUAUAAAAUACAUAUUUUUUUCCUCCUCCAGAAAGAAAUAGGGUGACCGGAUACUGUUGUUUGUUUGAUACAGGAAGUUUCUAUUGAGUGUAGUGUUUGUUUUGUACUGUAUGCAGUGCAGGGUCAGGCAGGUGUGGUGUUCGCUGACAGACGCGCGGGAAAGUUAAGAGCUUCACCUGUCCUAUGCUAAUGUACCUCCCCUUGCAUGUACAGGUAGAUAAGUGAACCGCUGUAACUGCCUCAUAUGUUACUGUCUGAUAAGUGAAACCGCUGUAGCUGCUCAUAUGUUACUGUCUGAUACAGAAGUAAAACAGUUUAACAUAAAUGAUG